CGGAUGCACGUCCACACACAGACGUCCACACACACACAUGCACACACGCAGCGACCGUCAUCUCGCAAAUUGCUGCUGGCUUAGACACACACUCUAACUAAUAUAUGCUCACUUGAAUUGCCGAGCACAAUCACUCACCCGCGCUAAUUAGCAGCUAGCUCUCAUCGGCCAGCCAAUCAUUCCUUUCUGCCAGCCUGCCUCUCUGCCCCUCGGUCGUCGGCCGAUGCCUUCCAAUGGGCGAAUUUGCUCCACAUCUUGCCGCCCUCUGGUAUCGCCGGCAUGUUAAUGGCCACCCUGUCCUUCCACUCCGUCACAGACUGACCCGUCACCGUCAAUGCCGAAGUCACUCGGCUGGACACCUGGUCACGGAGGAAGCUUGUCAGCGGACCCGACGGCACCGUAGGCUGCAUGCCGUUGACUGCACUAGCCGAAGCCGCUGCGGCACCGUCCCUGCCCCCAAACGGCGAUCUGAAUGGGGGCGGUGGUGAGGUGGCAAACCGAGAUGCCGGCCCGCCAUACAGCGGCGUUGACGCCACCGGCAGCAGGGGGAAUCGGGGCGCCACGGGGUUGAGAGUGGGUGCGUUCUGACUGGGCACCUGGACGGCACCGGAGGGCUGGAGGGAGUCUGUGGACUGCUGCUGAGUGGGGGGCGCGGGAGUGGGGUGCUGCCGGGUGUGUGCGACGGGGGGGUUGCUUGCGAUGUAUUGAUGCGCUGGGUUGUAGAGGAAUAGGGGCGAUAGCAGGGAAGCGGUCCCGCCAGCAAAUUGCUGAGCGCAACUCCUGCACGAACGAAACAGAAGAUACAUCAUCUCACAUGAAGAAUGUCGUCAGGGCACCUCGCCCGUCUCACCUGAUGGUUGUCUGGUAAGUCAUGCGAUCAACAAGGUCCUCGAAGUAGUGCCCCUCCAUCAGUGACAGCAGGUGGUUCAGCGACAUCACCCACCCGAUGCUGCCCUCCUCACGCACAGUAGCUAGCGACGAUAGAGAGGGAGAGGGGCCGUCACCCACCUGGGGCGAUGCAGCCGUCACUGCUUCCCGGGCUGGUGGUGGGGGUGGUGGGCGUGUGAGGUCAGUCUUGUUGCCGAGCAGCCACGCGGGGAGCUUGCAGGACAGGGCCAUCUUCAGGAAGGACAAGUCGAACAAAACCUGACACACAAGUGGUCACCAGGCAGAGAUCCGAACUGAAACGCCGUGGGUGUCUCGUCUUGAUUGGUUGGCUACCUGAAGUGCAUGGCCGAAUGACGGCAGGGUCAGCUCUUGGCUCGCCCCGGGGGCUACCGACUGCUGCGUGGUGGCCGGCUCCCGUUCCCCUCGCCGCCACUUGUGCACGAGGGCUGGUGGGAGGGCCGUGGUGUAGAGGUCCAUGCAGAAGCAGGCCAACGCCGUCUUGACGCCAUACAGCAACUCCAGCGACACGUCACCCCGCCUGGCCAUCGCACAACACACACAAGGCGAUAGGUUCACCCUCCACAGCACACCACCCACAAACCUACCUUGUGUUGAGGCAGACCUUGAGCAGCCUCUUGCAGAUGAGCAGGCACAGGUCGAAGAUGUACGCGCACACCUGCACGGGCACUCCCACCUCGCCCUUCCCCUCGCCACCACCCUCACCCUCCAUCGCCACCGCCGCCCACGACGCACCAGCACCCAAUGGCGGCGAGUCGAGCGACGGCGACUCAGCAGUCAGCAGCGCCCUGAAGGAGUGCCGCACAAACUCCGUCUGCGCGUUCAGGAUGAGCUGUGUCCAGGCAGCGUAUGCGCAGUGGACUGCUCGCGACAGGAGGGUGAGCAGGCCGGCUCGGUAGGGCAGCAGCGAGGGGUAGAAGUCUGCUUGCGAGAGGAGGUGGGCAAGGUGGGUGGCUGAGGGGGACGACCGGGCGGAUAUGCCCAUGCGGACGCCGCGAGAGGGCUGGGGUGGGGCAUGGGCGGCCUGCACACAGAGCAGAGGGACACAGGAAGGAAGGGGAAACAAGCCGUCAUCUUCUGUGCGCUCUUCCUCUUCGGGUUUGUUGGCUGACCUGUGAUGCCUGCAGGAGGUCAUCAAGAUUGCCUGCCAGCACCACCAGCCUCGUCCUAGAGUGCCGCCACCUGUCCAGUAGCACCUCCACGCCUCUCUCCUUCUCCCCCUGGUCCACUUCCUCCUUCCACAGCCGGCGCCGCAGCUCCCUGUCCAGCAGCCGCCACAGGGCGUGCAACACCACUGCAAGUGACGCCUCUGUGAGACCCUCCUCCUGCGCCACUCCCCCCUCCGUCACUGUCGCGGCAUCUGCGAUGAUGUCACCGAUCUGUGCGUCGAAGUCGGCGAUCCAUCCUCGCUGGUCGGUGGGAGGGUGCUCCUGUUGCCCGAUGCCGAUGGUGGAGGACCGUCUCUCGCCGAGUCGUGAGGUGGAUCGUCUGAGGAUGGCCUCGCCGAUGGGCCGCCAGCUGCUGGGGCCGCGAGUGGGGGGAAUGUCGAGGUCGUCCUCGUCUUCCGCCUCCUCGUCGGGGAGCAGCCCCCCCUUCUCCCUCACAUCGUCCUCGGGCAUGCCUGACGCAAGCCACCCCACACAAACACAGACAGACAGAUAUGUCGGCGUGUGUGUGUGUGUGUCUUCGUUGCGUGGUGCUGGUGGUGGCGCUCACCGAAGUCCAGCGGUAUGGCCGCUAUCCUCCUCUCAAUGAUCUCCCUGGCGUGCUCGACAUAGCUGAGCUCAAAGCUGCCCCACAGGUCCACCACUGGCUCUACAGGAGGGGGAACAGCAGCGCUGCCACCGCCGGCCUGUGUGGUGAUGGUGGCACAAAGGCCCCGCCAUGUCGGCGGCCAUGGCGCGGCCUGGUCCGCUGGCUGCUGCUGGCCGCCCUCUGUUGUUGCGAGCUGAUCCGUUAACUCCCGUCUGCGAGCAGCGAUCGACGAACGCACCUGGAGCGACGGACAAGGAACCGGCCAAUGUGACAGACACACGCAUGCCGCAUGAGUGUGUUUGUUCUAGUGAGGUGUGCUCACCGUGCUGGUGAGUUGGUGCAGGUGUUUGCAGUAGAGGUCCUCCCUCAUGGCAAGCUGCAGCAGCAGCCCAUCCAGGUGCUGCUCCACAGCCCCGCCCCAACGCGACAGGAACCCGCUGGCCACCGUCGCCAGCGCACCCCUCACCCUCGCGUCACUCAGGUACCCCUGCAGCCGAUCCACCGACGGAAGCACCGUCGGCCGCGACAGGUCGGUCCAGAACCGGAGCGCCUCAUCGCCAUGCGUCAUUUCGAAGGCCAGGGAGGCCGAUGGGGGGCUGGCGGGCGGUCCCGAUGUGACCGCCUGGCUGGUCUGGUGGGUGUAAAUGUCCCUCUCGAGCGCUCGGACGAUGGCAUAAGACGGCGGGCUGGCGGAGGGGAGGAAGGCGCACUUGGCCAUAACGAUGGUCGCCUCAAAGACGUAGAUGGUGGCCGUCACGUGGUCAGCGAUCUCCUCGAGAGCCGUCUCGAUCGACGGCGGCUCUGCCUCCUCCUCCACCCCCUCCUCCUCAAUCGCAGGCAGCAAAGGCGGCCGCCCCUCAUCCAUCGCACCUGCAGCACCAGCAGCCUUCCGCGGGGCCGUCCACGACGACAAGUCAGUGGUGCAGAGGGCCUGCAGCAGCUCGCUACGCUUGGCCAUGAACUGCCGCAGCAGCUGGGUGCCGGCGGUUGCCUCGUGCUGGGCGAACGGCUGGCUGCCGGGCAGAGUGGGCGAGAGGGAGAGGGAGGGUGAAGGGGUGAGGAGGAGGAUGGCCGCCAGGCAGUCCACCGCAUGCACCGCUGUGAGGGCGACCGAUGCGAGGGACUCGACACAGUCGGCCACCAGUCGCUGCGGCAGGUCCUGGAACUGCGACCGGUUCUGCCGCACCAGCUGCUCCACACUGAUGUCUGUCGGCGACGGCGAGGACGCUGGGAGGGAGGGGGGCGGGGGAUGGGCCGCCCAGCUCUCCUCGAUGCUGCGGCGCAGUGACGGCGCCUCGAUGAGAAUGAGGCUGGUGGCCUCGAGGAAUCUGUGGUCGCGUAGCUUGGCCCAGACGGCAGCCGACAGCUCCAGCAGGUACUUGAGCUUCUUUGCCGUCUCGAAGUGUGCCGCUGUGGCCUGGAAGGGGUCCUCUUCGUCGGCCCGCCGGCCGCCCAGUGACUCACUCGCCAGCUCACGGAGCGACUUGGUGAGUUGCAGGAUGUGUGCCGACGAGUCCUGGGCGGUCCGUGCGUGUGUGUGCAUCUUCGCCAGCAGGUCGGAGCUCUCGAUGACAUCUCGGUAGCGGGCUCCCACCAGCUGGCGGAUCUCCUCCGACUUGCCCUUGAUCUCCCCAUCGGUCUUGUCGAGGAUGCUGCGGAUGGUCGACAGCUUCUGCUUACGGAACAAAUCGUCCACCGAUGCCACUCGCAUGCCGUUGAGGCCCUGCACAGCCGCCAUCUUCACCAGCUUUCUCCGGCU
Vitrella brassicaformis is the source of this 4420-nucleotide messenger RNA. The record is from the annotation of a GenBank genome assembly. Lineage: Eukaryota; Vitrellaceae.